GCCACGUACCAUGUGACAUUUAAGGGGUGUGUGUGUGUGGGGGGGGUAUCUAUUAAAAGAGAAGUGUUGGUGUUGGUGUCCACAAUGCCUGUUUGUUGGAACUCGAUAGGGACACUCAACCAGGAUGCCAGAGCCAACUAAAAAAAUAGUCUCAGCUUUCACCAAGAAACCAAAGACUCAGACUGCUGAGAUUGGGGCAACAGUCAUAUUUGAAGCUGAGACUGAGAAGCCUGAUGUGAAAGUGAGAUGGCAGCGAGACUCCAAGGACAUCUCAUCUAGUGACAAAUAUACCAUCUCAGCAGAGGGCAAUAAGCACUCUCUCACAAUAAACAAUGCAGUCCACGAGGAUGCAGUGGGAUAUGCUGUUAUUGCUGGGAUGUCAAAAGUCAAAUUUGAAUUAAAGAUAAAAGAAUUAGAAGUGAAGGAACUGCAAAAAGCCGUAUCCCCAGAUCCUGCAGCUGUGGAUCCUAAGCCUGAAGAACCUAAAGAAGCUCCACCAGCACCUUCUGAAAGCAAAGCACCAGACACCAGUGGACCCGCGUUAGAUGGUGUAGCACCUGAAGCUCUGCCUGAGAGUCAUCAUCCUGACACAAGGCAGGAUCUUACUGGUCUCUUCACAGAGAAGCCUCACAGUGGGGAGGUGAAUGCAGGUGAGAACAUUAGCUUUGUUGCUCGGGUGUGUGGUGAAUCUCUGCUGAAGAAGCCCACAGUAAAAUGGUUCAAAGGAAAGUGGAUGGAUCUGGCCAGCAAGUCAGGAAAGCACCUGCAACUCAAAGAGCACUAUGACCGCAACAAUAAGGUGUACACAUUUGAGAUGCAUGUCAUUGCAGCUAAACUCAACUUUUCUGGAGCCUAUCGUUGUGAGGUGUCAUCUAGAGACAAGUUUGACAGCUGUAAUUUUGACCUAGUAGUACAUGAGGCUCGUACAACAGAUGGGUUUGAUAUUCGCUCUGCAUUUAGACGCACGAGCACCAGUGCAGGUGGUAAGAAGAAGAUGGGAGAACCUGGAAGUAGCACAGAUGGAGGUGAUGACUCGGGUGAACUGGACUUCAGUGCUUUACUAAAAAAGAGAGACAGUUUCUUAAAAACUAGCCAACGAGCUGUUCAUGUGAGCACAGAGCCUGACGUAGACGUAUGGGAAAUCCUCCAGAAGGCUCCACCAUCAGAGUAUGAAAAGAUCGCCUUCCAGUAUGGAAUCACGGACUUGCGGGGGAUGCUUAAGAGACUCAAGAAAAUGAAAAAAGAGGAGAAGAAAAGUGCAGCUUUUCUUAGGAAGCUGGACCCAGCCUACCAAGUUGAAAAGGGACACAAGAUCAAACUGCAAAUUGAAGUGGCCAAUCCAGAUGCAGAAGUUAAAUGGUUAAAAAAUGGACAAGAGAUACACCCAACUGGAAGCAAGUACAUCUUUGAGAGUGUAGGCAACAAACGUUUCCUCACCAUCAACAACUGUACUCUGGCAGAUGAUGCUGCUUAUACGUGUGUAGUUGGAGAUGAGAAGACUUUCACUGAGCUCUUUGUUAAAGAGCCUCCUGUUCUGAUCGUACGUAACCUAGAGGAUCAGAUGGUUAUGAAAGGAGAAAGAGUGGAGUUUGAGUGUGAAGUGUCUGAAGAGGGGGCUCAGGUGAAAUGGGAGAAAGAUGGUGUGGAACUCACCCGAGAUGAGUCCUUCAAGUAUCGCUUCAAGAAAGAUGGAUGUAAGCAUGUCCUUAUCAUUAAUGAUGUGACCAAGGAGGACUGUGGACACUACCGGGUGAAAACCAAUGGAGGGCAAUCAUUAGCAGAGCUCAUGGUUCAGGAGAAAGAGCUAGAGGUCUAUCAAAACAUUGCUGACCUGACUGUGAAGGCCAAAGACCAGGCUGUGUUCAAAUGUGAGGUUUCUGAUGAAAAUGUUAAAGGCAUCUGGUACAAGAAUGGAGUGGAGGUGAAACCUGAUGCCAGAACUAAUAUCACACACAUUGGCAGGAUUCAUAAGCUCACCAUUGAUGACGUGAAGCCAGAGGAUGAGGGUGACUACACCUUCGUACCUGAAGGCUAUGCCUUUAAUCUCUCUGCCAAGCUCAACUUUUUAGAGGUCAAGAUUGACUUUGUUCCUCGCCAAGAUCCUCCCAAGAUUCAUCUGGACUGCAUGGGCCGCACCGCUGACUCCACAAUCUUGGUUGUGGCUGGAAACAAACUGCGACUAGAUGUACCAAUUACUGGAGAUCCUGCCCCCACUGUGGUUUGGACAAAAGGAGAAAAGGUGCUGACAGACUCACAUGGGCGUGUCCAUGUGGAGAGUAGCAAAGGCCAUUGCAUCUUCACCAUUGAGGGGGCGGAGCGUCAGGAUGAGGGCGUGUACUCUGUCAUUGUACGCAAUCCUGCUGGAGAGGAUACAGCUGACAUUAAUGUCAAAGUUGUUGAUGUGCCAGACCCACCUGAAGCUCCCAGAAUCCUUAGCGUUGGUGAAGAUUCUUGUAUUGUCCAAUGGGAUCCCCCACUCUUUGAUGGUGGUCAGCCAGUCAUAGGUUAUGUCCUGGAAAGGAAGAAGAAAAAGAGCUAUAGAUGGAUGAGACUUAAUUUUGAUCCUUAUAAAGAGACUACAUAUGAGGCCAAGAGAAUGAUUGAGGGUGUGGCCUAUGAGAUGCGCAUUUAUGCAGUAAACGCCAUCGGCAUGUCACGCCCCAGUGCCGCCUCCCAGCCAUUUGUGCCAGUUGCUCCUACCAGCGAGCCCACUGGCCUGUGUGUUGAUGACAUCAGUGAUACCACUAUCUCACUGAAAUGGAGGGCUCCAGAGAGGAUAGGCUCAGCUGAGCUUGAAGGCUAUGGGGUUGAGUACUGCAAGGAAGGCUCUGAUGAAUGGAUCCCUGCGUUUUCGGGUCUCACAGAAAGGACCUCUGUGAUCAUCCGUGACCUGCCAACUGGAGAGAAGAUGCAGUUCCGUGUGAGGGCGUAUAACAUGGCAGGCCCAAGCCUUCCAGCCACAUUGCAACAAGCAGUCACCAUCCGUGAAAUCAUGCAGCGGCCCAAAAUCUGGCUCCCUCGUAACCUUCGUCAAACACUCAUCAAGAAAGUAGGAGAAGCGAUUAACCUGGUAAUCCCCUUCCAGGGUAAACCACGACCUCAAGUAACCUGGACGAAAAACGAUGAGCUUCUGGACCCUAAGCAGGUCAGCAUACGCAACAGCGACACUGAUACCAUCCUCUUCAUCAGGAGAUCUGAGAGAAAGGAUUCUGGGAAGUAUGAUGUUAAAGUGCAAAUUGAGAAUGUGGAGGACAAAGCCGAAGUGAAUAUACAGAUUGUUGACCUGCCAGGCCCACCCCAAAAUUUAAAGGUGGUGGAUGUUUGGGGAUUCAACGUUGCCCUGGAGUGGAAGCCACCCAAGGAUAAUGGCAACUGUGACAUCACAGGCUACAGCAUCCAGAAGGCUGACAAGAAAACCAUGGAAUGGUACACUGUGUAUGAUCAGUAUCGUCGCACAAACUGUGUGGUGUCAGACCUGAUCAUGGGGAAUGAGUAUGUGUUUCGUGUGUAUGCCAUAAACAUGGUGGGUCUGAGUCCAGAGCCUUGCCUUUCCAAAGACAGUGCCUACAUCCAGAAAACAGGCAUUGUGUAUAAGCAUCCUUCCUACAAAGAGCAUGAUUUCUCUGAGGCCCCCAAGUUCACACAUCCUCUCGUGAGUCGCUCAGUUAUAUCCGGAUACAAUGCUACACUCAGCUGCUCCGUAAGAGGCAUCCCUAAGCCUAAAAUCACAUGGUACAAAAACAAGAUGGACAUUACAAAUGAGGCCAAGUAUCGUAUGUUCAGCAAUCAGGGUGUGCUGACUCUGGAGAUCCGUAAGCCGUGUCCGUUUGAUGGAGGUGUGUACAUGUGUAAGGCGGUCAACUCCAGCGGAGAAGACAUAGUAGAAUGCAAACUGGAAGUUCGCCCUCAAAUCACAAAAGAAGACAUCAAGAAAUGAGAGAGACGUAGUGGGUUUGGAGAAACUGUGACACUGUCCUUUUCCUGUCUUCUGUCCUGAAACUGAUCCCUAUGACAUGUCCGUGAUCAAAUGACCGCGAAGAAAUAUUUCAUUGUUUUUCUUUUGUUUGUGCUCCCCUUUUCUCACUCGCAUCCCAUGGUUUGUGCUUCGGUGUGAUUUUUCUUUCUUUAUUGCUUGGGUUCAUUUUAUUUCAUUUCAUUGUACUGUAUUUAAGAUCUCUGCUAUAGGGUUUAGCAUUUUCUCUUCACAUUGUGAUGUUAUAUAACAUGCUAAAUAAAGAGUUUUCAUGAAGCUUA
Ctenopharyngodon idella (grass carp) is the source of this 4254-nucleotide messenger RNA. It is a transcript of the gene mybpc3, whose product is annotated as myosin binding protein C3. Bases 125 to 3937 code for a protein of 1270 amino acids. The record is from RefSeq and is a predicted model, not a curated record. The transcript is spliced from 33 exons. Gene Ontology annotation, molecular function: protein binding. Lineage: Eukaryota; Metazoa; Chordata; Actinopteri; Cypriniformes; Xenocyprididae.